Mucor velutinosus is the source of this 984-nucleotide messenger RNA. It is a transcript of the gene GIS2, whose product is annotated as gig suppressor. The transcript has 2 exons. The coding region runs from base 1 to 984 and encodes 327 amino acids. The record is from RefSeq and is a predicted model, not a curated record. Lineage: Eukaryota; Fungi; Mucoromycota; Mucoromycetes; Mucorales; Mucoraceae.
AUGCGUGCUCUAGCCGCCACUGCUGUGUAUGAACAUCCCGUCCACAGCAUGAUACUUGACAUUGAUGACCCUGUCUGGGCCACGCGUUUUAAUCAAGAAGAACGCAAAGAAAUCAAACUCUACCGAGGACAAGAAUUUGUCGCUUUGCCCCCCCCCAACAUGGAGGACUGUCUGGAAGGCUUUAACAAGAACUGGAAAAGUGGUGUCGCGUUAUUUGACUAUGCAAGCAGCCUCAAAUAUCAUCCUGUGCAUCAAUACGACGAAGACUGGGUGAAGAAUGCUAUGCUGGAUGUCUCCAGGUUGUUCUUGAAGCAAAACGGCCUGAAUAUGAAUGAUUCAUCAGAGGCUGAUUUACUCCUCAAGGUUUGGCCUUUCCUGUACAAGCUGUAUGAACAAGGGGAGAUCGAAGCAAAGCUUGGUGAGAGAUGCAGUGUUGCGUCGGCAAUUGCGCGAAAUGAUAGACUCUCUUUGGAGGCGGAGCAGAAGAGAGCGAGAAAAAUAGUCAGUGCAAAGGUGGAUGUCCUAUGCAAGUAUGUGCAGGUAGAGUUAGGCUGCUGUGAAGUGGGCAAGAAUGGUAUCACAGUAGUAAAUGACAAGUACCUGGAGGACGGGUACAUGCAGUUACCAAAGACCUUGAAGGACAUGCUUUGCGUCCAAAUCACCAAUAACCCUGACAAAGCAAAUAAUCUGCGCACAUUCGGCUUCCUGGUAACGGGUUUGAAUGUCCAGGUGUUGAUAGUUGAUGUUCCUUGUGCGAGUUCAAUCACCAGGAUAACUCGAUCUGCAACUUUCCCUUUCCCACAGGACAUCACUGAAAUCGCUUCAGAUUUCAUCCCAUUACUGGAAAUCACAUGGAAGGUGAAGCAGGAAAUGCUGGCGAAUACCAAGAGCCUACAGGACAAGAAGAGAAAGGCAGCAGCAUUGUAUGUCGAUGAUGGAGAAGGUAGAUCUGCCAAAGUUCCUUUCUCGUUUGCAAGACACUGA